CCCCGCGCCGCGCGCUCUUCACUUCUUGGGGGCUUUUUAAAACAGCGCCACUGGGGUCUUCUCCAUGCGGCUCGGGCUAUGACAGCCUCCGUGCUCCUCCACCCCCGCUGGAUCGAGCCCACCGUCAUGUUUCUCUACGACAACGGCGGUGGCCUGGUAGCCGACGAGCUCAACAAGAACAUGGAAGGGGCGGCGGCGGCCGCCGCAGCGGCGGCCGCGGCUGCGGCGGCAGGGGCCGGGGGCGGGGGCUUUCCCCACCCGGCCGCCGCGGCCGCAGGGGGCAACUUCUCGGUGGCAGCGGCGGCCGCUGCGGCCGCCGCGGCCGCGGCCAACCAAUGCCGCAACCUGAUGGCGCACCCGGCGCCCCUGGCGCCCGGAGCCGCGGCCGCCUACAAUAGCGCGCCCGGGGAGGCGCCUCCGUCGGCCGCCGCCGCUGCUGCCGCCGCCGCCGCUGCUGCUGCGGCGGCCGCGGCUGCGUCGUCCUCUGGAGGCCCCGGCCCAGCGGGCCCGGCGGGCGCCGAGGCCGCCAAGCAGUGCAGUCCCUGUUCGGCGGCGGCGCAGAGCUCGUCGGGGCCCGCGGCGCUGCCCUACGGCUAUUUCGGCAGCGGCUACUACCCGUGCGCCCGCAUGGGCCCGCACCCCAACGCCAUCAAAUCGUGCGCGCAGCCCUCCUCGGCCGCCGCCGCCGCCGCCGCCGCCUUCGCGGACAAGUACAUGGAUACCGCUGGCCCCGCGGCCGAGGAGUUCAGCUCCCGCGCUAAGGAGUUCGCCUUCUACCACCAGGGCUACGCGCCCGGGCCUUACCACCACCAUCAGCCGGUGCCUGGCUACCUGGAUAUGCCCGUGGUGCCCGGCCUCGGGGGCCCCGGCGAAUCGCGCCACGAGCCCCUGGGUCUUCCCAUGGAAAGCUACCAGCCCUGGGCGCUGCCCAACGGCUGGAACGGCCAAAUGUACUGCCCCAAAGAGCAGGCGCAGCCUCCCCACCUCUGGAAGUCCACUCUGCCCGACGUGGUCUCUCAUCCCUCAGACGCCAGCUCCUACAGGCGAGGGAGAAAGAAGCGCGUCCCUUACACCAAGGUGCAAUUAAAAGAACUCGAACGGGAAUACGCUACAAACAAAUUCAUUACCAAGGACAAACGGAGGCGAAUAUCAGCCACGACGAAUCUCUCCGAGCGGCAGGUUACAAUCUGGUUCCAGAAUAGGAGAGUCAAAGAGAAAAAAGUCAUCAACAAACUGAAGACCACUAGCUAAUGGAUUAAAAGUUGAGCAAGAGGGUAACUUGAAGAAAUGCUUCAGAACUCGUUGCUUUGUCCAGAUAAUGAAUAUAAUGUUUAAUAAUAAUUGAAGAAUGGGGAAGAGAGAGACACUGGCAUUUUGCUUUCCUAAAGGGGAUCCCUUUCUCUGUGGUGGAAUCUACAGCUCAUUUUUAAACUUUAAGAAAAGGUAAAGACUGCCAAUUCUGCCGCCAACCCCACCAGAUCGUUAAAUGGCAAUCUCUAGAGUCAAUCGUCAACCCCUAAAUUCGCAAUUUCAGAUAAGUUACACAUUUACUGAAAUCUUGUAAGUAUUUAUGUGGCUGUUAUAUUUGAGGACACUAUGUCAUACGGUAAUAAUCCGAAAGUUGGUUACAAAAACAAGAGGCUGUUGUAAACAUCUCCUUGUCCUUGAGUCGCCAUCACCAUCCCCUUUGCAUGUUAAGUGACUGCUCAGGUAAAUCUUAGUGAAAUUCCUACCGACAUUGUAUAUUCUGCAAAACACGUCACGUAUAGAUUUAGAAGGGGAAAGACAAGAAGGUACUGAAAUAAUGAUCUUGGACUAUUUGCUAUGAAGGGAGAAAGGGAAAGAAAACUCUUCCGAGGAUCAUUUGUUUGGGGAGUGAAUACAACCAGCUGAGCCUCUGAGACUGCAAGGGAACCCCAGGCUGGGAAUGAUCUUCCUAUAAUAAUUUUUAAUUGCAUAUAACAAGCAUAUUCUGUGGCAUUUGGACUGUAUUUUCUGCCCCAAUAUCUUUUACUUUCCAAAGGAUUUGAUAUAUUUUUAAAAAAUAUUUAAAGCAUCAAAUGCUUCACAGAAUUCGCUUUUUCAGAUCUUCUGAGAGGUCCCGCCCCAAUAUGGUGGACUUUGGUUUGAACACAAUUUAUUAUUUAAAUUAGUGUUUCCCAAUAUUUACUAAACAUAUUACUGGGUAAAUAAUUUUCCUUUUUUAUUUUUUAGAAAACUCAGAACAGAAAUCCAUUCCCCCAACACAUUUAGAUGUUUACAUUCUAUAGUUUGAUCUAUUAAGGAAUGAAUGUGUUUUCCUUGUUUAUUGUGUUCUGAGACUGCAUUAGAAAGUUUAGGGAUUCAUCUUCACAGCACAUUUUUAAUCAAGCAGUUAUUUCAACCAGCACAUUUUUUGUUUAUAUUCACUAUGAAAUGUUGUCUUGUAAAUAAAAACAUUCAGCACACUGUGAAAAUGUAUUUGUGCACCUGCUUUUCAAAUAUUUCUAUUAAACACAGUAAUUAAGAGAACCUUAGACCUGUAGAUAGUGAUAUAGUGGUAUUAAUUAUGUUAAUAAAAUAGUCACUGCCAAUAAAA
Molecule: messenger RNA, 2578 nt
Organism: Manis javanica (Malayan pangolin)
Lineage: Eukaryota; Metazoa; Chordata; Mammalia; Pholidota; Manidae
Gene: HOXA13
Product: homeobox A13
Biological process (GO): regulation of DNA-templated transcription
Molecular function (GO): DNA binding; DNA-binding transcription factor activity, RNA polymerase II-specific
Source: RefSeq, a predicted model, not a curated record